Molecule: messenger RNA, 3851 nt
Organism: Nicrophorus vespilloides
Lineage: Eukaryota; Metazoa; Arthropoda; Insecta; Coleoptera; Silphidae
Product: atrial natriuretic peptide receptor 1
Exons: 20
Coding region: 22-3471 (1149 amino acids)
Biological process (GO): receptor guanylyl cyclase signaling pathway; protein phosphorylation; intracellular signal transduction
Cellular component (GO): membrane
Molecular function (GO): ATP binding; peptide receptor activity; guanylate cyclase activity
Source: RefSeq, a predicted model, not a curated record
UGUAGUGGAUGACAGAAGAGGAUGCGCCGCAGGUGGUUGCAGAGCGUCGCGACGUCGACACAAACGCAACACAUCUUUACACGACGUCCAGACGUUCACUCCACUUCAUCAUCAUCACCAGCUUCGACAAUUCUAAAGACGAAGGAAAUGCUUCAGCGUACUCUCUCUAUUGUACUUUGGUGCUUGAUAGCAACAAAGACAGCGCAUUCGACCAACAAAAAUGCAUCCGACUAUCAAUACUACAACGUCGGUGUUCUGAUGGCUUCGAGCUUGAAUUCUCCUUUCGAUUUGGAAAGAUGCGGCCCGGCGGUCGACCUGGCUCUGAAUGACAUCAACGAGAGAUUCUUGGAUCGUCACGGCAUCAAACUGAAGAAAGUCCAAGCAAGUUAUCCGUCGUGCAGCGGUGCGAAAGCUCCAGGACACGCGGCUGAUAUGCAUUUUAAGGAUAAUGUGAUUGCAUUCAUCGGCCCUGCUUGCAUGUUCGCGCUGGAACCAGUCGCCAGUCUCGCCGCAUAUUGGAAUACACCGAUAAUCACUGGAAUGGGAGAUCAACCUCCUUCCGAAGGAGAACUGUCCGUCACUUCCGGUAUAUUGGGCAGAUUGCAGAGAUGGAACAAGAACGAUACGACCUCGCAAGGAAUUUUCAAGAACAAGAGUAAAUUCUAUCCGACGUUGACGAGGCUCUCGUACUGCCAGUGUCGCUUGAAAUUAGUCUUCGCCAGUGUAUUCAAGCAGUUCGGUUGGAAACACAUCGCUCUGAUUUUGGAUAGAUCAGAUCUCUUUUCGUUAACUGUCGGAAAAAAUCUGGAGCACGGGCUGAAGCGUGAAGGUCUUCUGGCCUUCGUCAGGGAAUUGGAUGGAAACGAUGAAGAGAUGUACGAUAAUUACCUCAAGGAUGCCAGCAGAUACGCGAGAGUGGUGAUAUUGAGUGUACGCGCGGCUUUAGUGAGGAAGUUCAUGUUGGCCGCCCAUGGUUUAGGCAUGACUAAAGGAGAUUGGGUAUUCAUGGACGUGGAGAUUUUCAAAGGGAAUUAUUGGGGAGACCUGGAUUGGGCGGUCGGCGACAAGAACGACACGGUCGCAAGGAAAGCGUACGAGGCUCUUCUCCGGGUGUCCUUACUUCAGCCGACCAGCGACAAAUUCCAGGAUUUCGCGGAUAAGGUCAAAGAGAGAGCUCAGACUGAUUAUAAUUACACCAUUAGCGAUGGGGAAGAGGUGAACUUCGUGAUUGGCGCAUUCUAUGAUGGUGUUUACUUGCUGGGAAUGGCUCUGAACGAGACGCUUUCUACGGGUGGCAACAUCAGAGACGGCCUGGCCAUUACCAAGAAGAUGUGGGAUCGCGAUUUCCACGGAAUUACCGGUCAUGUCAGGAUCGACGAUAACGGAGACAGAGACGCGGAUUACUCCAUACUCGAUCUGGACCCGAUAACUGGGAAAUUCGAAGUGGUCGCCCAUUACUACGGUCUGCACAAAACGUAUUCGCCGGUUCCCGGCCAGAAGAUUCAUUGGCCCGGAGGACGGGAAGAACCACCGCCGGAUAUUCCCAAGUGCGGAUUUCUGAACGACGAUCCCAAAUGCAUGAACGAUGAAACGUAUUUAAUUAUUAUAUAUGGAAGUGCCGCUUUAGGAUUGGUUUUAGCUUUCACAGCUCUACUUGCUUGUGUCGCCUUAAAGCACAUACGAAUAACAGCGGAUUUAAACAACAUGUCUUGGCGCAUACGACCCGACGAGGUGAUGUUCGAGUUAGGGUUACUUUACGGCUCCAAACUAGGACUUCCGAAGUUACCUGAAUCAAUGAACGUAUCCAGCAGACGACCAUCCGUUUCGUCAAUCAACUCGCUGCAUUCCUCAUCGAAUUUCACCAGGGUCGGAGUCUACAAAGGCACGCGCGUCUCCAUUAAGAAAAUCAUCAAGAAGAAGAUGGACAUUAACAAGAAACUUCUGUGGGAAAUCAAGCAAGUAAGAGAUGUUACACACGAGAAUACCGUUCGCUUCUUGGGUGCGUGCAUCGAGAGUCCGAGCGUUCUCAUCAUCACCGAAUACUGUCCCAAGGGGAGUUUGCGUGAGGUCCUUCAUAACGAUGCAAUCCACCUGGACUGGAACUUCAGGAUGUCGCUGAUCGACGAUAUUGCCAAAGGGAUGAGCUACCUGCACAACAGCGAGGUCUCCGUCCAUGGAAAACUCAGUUCUCACAAUUGCUUAAUCGAUGGCCGCUUCGUAUUGAAGAUCUGCGAUUUUGGCUUGACCACUCUUAUGAUGCCCGCCGACAUCAUUAAGGAUAUCAAUUACUAUCUGAAACUAUUGUGGAUUGCGCCGGAACUGCUCCCACUUACCGUCAUAGCAGGAACGCCGGCAACGCAAAAAGGCGACGUCUACAGUUUCGCUAUCAUCCUCGAGGAGAUCAUUCUGAGAGCCGGUCCAUUCUUCGCCGCAAUGCAAUACAUAGAUGUACACGAAAUUUUAAGCCGCGUCGCUGCCAGAGAAAUUCCCGCCUUCAGACCUGCCGUCGGUGACACCGAUUGUCCCGACAAUCUGAUCCAUCUGAUGGAAUCGUGCUGGGAUGAUAACCCAGAUUGUCGGCCCUCCUUCGAGGUGAUCCGCGGUGCGGUCCGAUCCAUCAUGAAGUACAUGGGUUACUGCGAUAACCUGAUGGACGAUCUCCUCAGACGCAUGGAGCAGUACGCCAACAAUCUAGAAUCGCUUGUCGGGGAGAAAACGAAGGAACUGAGUCAAGAGAAACGUCGCUCGGAAGAACUUUUAUACCAAGUGCUGCCUCGACUUGUAGCGCAACAGCUGAUGGCAGGUGAGAUUGUUCAGCCGGAGCAAUUCGAGUGCGUCACCAUUUACUUCAGCGAUAUCGUCGGAUUCACCGUGCUCUGCGCCCAAAGUUCCCCAAUGCAGGUCGUCGAUUUCUUGAACGAUCUUUACAGCACUUUCGAUAGAAUCAUAGGCUUCUACGACGUCUACAAAGUGGAAACAAUCGGUGAUGCGUACAUGGUCGUCUCCGGACUUCCAGAAAGAAACGGCUAUUAUCACGCUAGAGAGAUAUGCCUAAUGUCUUUAGCAAUGCUCGACGCUGUCCGCUCUUUCACGAUACAGCAUCAACCCGAUUAUCAACUGAAACUACGCAUUGGUAUACAUUCUGGGCCUGUUUGCGCUGGUGUUGUUGGCCAGAAAAUGCCUCAUUACUGCCUUUUCGGCGAUACAGUGAACACAGCUAGCAGAAUGGAAACUUCUGGAGAACCUCUCAAGAUCCACGUCAGCGAAUCUACUAAGCUAAUAUUAGAGAAGUUCGGCACUUUCAAUCUGGAAUUACGAGGAGAGGUCGAGCUAAAAGGUAAAGGAAAACUCGUAACGUACUGGCUUUUGGGCAGCUCGGAUCCGGACGCUAUGCCUCCAACGCCCAGACACAGCACGCCACCGGAUGGACAAGAUAGCAAUUUAUAUCCUUUGGUUUUUAUGGGCAAUUAAUAUGUGUCAACAAUUGUAUAAUUUAAGUACCUGUCCUGAAAAGUAUUAAAUAUUUAUUAUAGAAGUUUUAUGAGUUGUUAUAUUCACAAAUAGAAUACAAUAUUAAAAAUAAUAUAUAAGGAAAAUUAAUGUUAAUGAAUGUAUGUAUGUAUGUUGUAGUUUCCAGCGUUUCUAAACCUUUUUACCUCGCGACCCAACAUAGUUCUUAACCCAAUUGCCAGUUUGACAUAAGGUGACAGACCCAUCAAAAAAAUGUAAGCGAAAAUGUAGUUUAAGAAACGCUGGUAGUAUCUGCGGUAUGAACAUUAGUUAAUAUCUAUAAGAUGUGUUUCUUAAAUUUAUAAGCAAUUUAAAAUAAGAAAAUCGGACAUAUUCAACAU